GUGCCCCAUCAUUGGUGUCAGUGGGAAGAAACGUGCCCCAUCAUUGGUGUCAGUGGGAAGAAACGUGCCCCAUCAUUGGUGUCAGUGGGAAGAAACGUGCCCCAUCAUUGGUGUCAGUGGGAAGAAACGUGCCCCAUCAUUGGUGUCAGUGGGAGGAAUAGUGCCCCAUCAUUAGUGUCAGUGGGAGGAAUAGUGCCCCAUCAUUGGUGUCAGUGGGAGGAAUAGUGCCCCAUCAUUAGUGUCAGUGGGAGGAAUAGUGCCCCAUCAUUGGUGUCAGUGGGAGGAAUAGUGCCCCAUCAUUGGUGUCAGUGGGAGGAAUAGUGCCCCAUCAUUAGUGUCAGUGGGAGGAAUAGUACCCCAUCAUUGGUGUCAGUGGGGUUUGGAAUAGUGUUUCAUCGUUGGUGUGUCAGUGGGGGGGAGGAAUGGUGCCCCAUCGUUGGUGUCAGUGGGAGGAAUAGUGCCCCAUCAUUAAUGUCGGGGGGGGGGGGAAUAGUGCCCCAUCGUUGGUGUCAGUGUGGGGGGGGAUAGUGUCCCAUUAUUGGGAUCAGUGGGAAGAAUAG
Staurois parvus is the source of this 560-nucleotide messenger RNA. The record is from the annotation of a GenBank genome assembly. Lineage: Eukaryota; Metazoa; Chordata; Amphibia; Anura; Ranidae.